This is a messenger RNA of Owenia fusiformis, 5289 nucleotides long. NCBI's taxonomy places the organism in Eukaryota, Metazoa, Annelida, Polychaeta, Sabellida, Oweniidae. The record is from the annotation of a GenBank genome assembly.
AUGUCAAACUUUCACAGGCGGAAUUACAAUAUAAGAUUUAUAUUUUCAAGAUUAUCAAUCAUAUCUGAGUCCAAAAUGGCUACAGCUACCAAGAAGGUCACUCUGGAGCAUAUGAAAGGUAAAGUACGAGAUAAGCUGAAGGAGGUGACAGUUCAAGCAGAUGACAUCCAAGAGACCCUACAGGAACUCCAAGGGAAGGUCCAGGGAUUGGUGUCUGAGGCUGAUAAAUGUGCCAAAGACGUGCUUAUGUCUAAUCAUAAGUCUAAGUGUAUGAAGAGGUUCCUUCCAACUCUACAGAAGAUAGAUGCAGUCUACAUGGGCCUGCUGUAUAUCUCAGAUUCACUCUCAUCUGUUGGUGAUGAGUCACAGGGUGAAUCUCCUGAUAAAGGACGUGACACGGACAGUAGUGCAACACCUUCCCAUAAUACAUCAGCGAUUGCAGACGAUGAUGAUGCAACUGUUGUUUCUACAGUUGUAUCCAGAAGUGCAAAAAGUGAUAAGGCUCAUAGUGACACACAUAGUGUUAAAAGUGAACCCCAGAGUGACAGUCAGUACAAGGAACCACCAGGUGUCAGUAGAGUACAACUCAGUGAAGAUAUGUUAAAAACACUAGACAGGGCAAGCAUAAAGCAAGACAAUGUUCACAAAGUGGGUGACAAAGAACAUCUGAAUGACACGGACAAUCUCAAACCAGUGGAUGAUAAGGACAAUCUCAAACCAAACCCAGUAACUUUAAGUCCAGGAGAUAUUCAUAAUAAGAUAUUCAAGAGCUUUUCACCCAUUCAAGACAAAAUCAGUCCGAGAGACUCCAUUGCCUCGGGUAGUGUUGCCGCUACUGAAACAAAAGAAAAUCUGAGUCAACCUUCCCCACAUAUCGCAUUAACUGCUGGUGAUCAUAGCCAGUCAGUUACAACUCCCGAAGUGCCACAAGAUGCUGCAAUAUCUAAGACUGACCAAACAACUAGUCAAAGUGAACAGUGCAAAGAUGAAUCUUAUGCAAUUUCAGGUGGUCAACAUGAAUUGCCUCAUCCUGAAAAUUACCAUUUAGUCGACAAACAGGAAAAACAUCAGUCCCCGUCAGAUACGCCAACAUUAACAAGAGCAAAAAUCUUACAGGAUAUCUUAAAGUCACGACUAGAUAAAGAAAAACAGUCGAGUGUGUCAACAGAAGAUAUUAAAGCACCUGACCAAACUUACUCAUUCAUUAGACCUCCGGUGAAGCCGAAUAUUGUCAAAAAGCUGAGGAAAUCAAAGUCAUCGUAUGUGUCUUCCAGUAGUGCUGCGUCACAACAAGGUCCAUAUGGGAUGGGUCCUCAGUUAUCAUCACUGACAUUCAAAGAUGGGAGCAAUGUUGAGGUGAUUGUAACCCAUAUUGUCCAUCCUUUCCAGUUUUGGGUACAACCCCAAGGUUUACAGCUGCCAGAACUAAUGGAGAAUAUGUGUCUCUUCUAUGGUAACCCAGCCUCCAGGCGAAGUCUACAGUGUGCCCCCCAAUGUGGUAUGAUAUGUAAUGCCAAGUGGGACUGUGAUGCCACGUGGUACAGGGCACAGAUAACUUCUGUACAUGCUGCUGACCAACAAAAAAUAACAGAUUACAGAUCGGAAUCUGAAUCUGAGUUGAACUCUACAGAUUAUGCUGUUGAUGUUCUCUUUGUUGACUAUGGGAACAAUGCUGAGAAUAUUGGAAUGACAGGCUUGAGGGAACUACCCCCAGAAUUCACUACCUUACCCCGCCAGGCUUUCUGCUGCACCCUAUCUGGGGUGAUGCCAAUGGACGGUAGCUGGACAUACCCUGCUGUCUACAGGUUCAACCAACUAGUCCUCAAUCAGAACUGCUCAGCUGUCGUUCACAUAGAAAACACAUGUCCUGUUAUAUUCAUAGAUCUCAUGAUCCAAACGGGUGACCAGCAAGAACAGGGGGCUUGUCCAAGCGGUACAAGUGCAAUGAAAAAGGUCAGUGACUUACUCAUAGAGGAGGGCUUAGCUAUCCCAGCAGUCAACAAAGAGAUAGCACAAGUGAUCAACCAAUGGUAUUCGGGCCAGGAUGUUGUUCAGUCCUCCAAUGUGGAAGAAAGUGGAAAUCCAUCCGAAGUAUGCCCAAGUGAUGUUACAAACAAUGCAACGAAUGGUACAUCUUCCCAAUGCCAGGAGGAACUUCUGAGCAAUGAAACAAAUGUGCAAAAUACAGAUGCCCAAGUGGAAGGAAAUAAGCCACUGCCAAGUGCCCAUGCCUUUGAAGGACAGGUGGAGGCAAAAAACAAACCUCUCAUGGAGUCUUCAGACUCUUGGCAGGCCAUUGUUGCUGAUGAUGACUUUGAUGCCUGCCUAGAUGAAGAGAUUGAUGCUCUCACUGUUGAUCAAGAACAAGAACAGCCUAUCGAGGCUGAAAAGAAGAAGGGAUCAAAAUCAACAAUUGGUCAAGAAACUACAACGUCUGGGAGGAAGAAAAAGAAGAAAAAAUCAUCUCGGGAUAAAUCUCCAACUAAACCUAUGUCCGAGCCACCUAAGUCAACUCUGAUAAAAUAUACCAAACGGGGCCAGUCUGCCCCUCCUGUUGGUCACACCUCUGCAUCCAAUGACAACAAAGAGAACCAAGGUGCCGAAGCAAUCAGUCCACAGAAGAAACUGCAAACUCUAGGAAUGCCGUCAACACUUCCACAAGAUUGUGACUUUCGGGGAAAAUUUGAAAAGUGGAUUCAGAUAGAUUCAACACCUGACAUAGAUCAUCUGAAAGAUUCGACACCUGACAGAGAUCAUAAGCAUGAAGUUGGUAGUAAUGAAGCAAACAUCGAAGAGGAGGACAGAGUAUCAAUUAGUAGCUCCAUCAAUGACGAGGAAUUAAAACCGUACAGGCCGGUUCACUUACCUAGUCCCGUAGAACCCAUAGCCAGUUCCGACCCAAAGAAAGAUGGGAAAUCUUCAGUUCUUAAAGACACAACAGUCAACAAGGAUAGCCAUAAUGCACCAAGUGAAGACAUCAGUGAUGAUGUUGUUAUGGAGAGGAAACUGAAAGAACAGAUCAUUGAAAUACCAGAGGCAGCAACUUUCCAGGUCAUGCUAUCAAGCAUCAACUCUCCAACUGACUUCUAUGUGCAUAUAGUCUCCCUUGAUACACAAAAAGUGAUUGCUAAACUUGAGCAAGAACUUAAUAAACAUUACGAGAAGUUCAACUCUAUCAUGAUGCGUUUCUUCGGUGGUUUUGAACCGUGUGUCGGUGAAAUUUGCAUCGCAAAAUUCUCCAAAGACAAUACAUUUUACCGAGCUAAAAUCCUCAAAGUAAAACCCAUAUAUAAAGCAGAUGGUAAAAUCGAGUCUGGUUUGAUGGGAAAGAAAGUGUAUGUAUUCUACAUAGACUAUGGGAACACAGAGUGGUUGAUAGCUAGUCAAAUUCUACCUCUUGCUCCACAGUUCCAAGACUAUCCUCCCCAGGCAGUUCACUGUGCCCUGGCUAGUACCAAACCUGUUCAUUCAAAACCAAGAUUGGAGGAAUAUGACGACUAUGAUUGGUCCCCUGAAGCAAAUGCAGAAUUUGUCAAACUCACAGGGUUAGAAAAACAGUUCCUAGCUGUUGUUGUUUACUGCAAGGAGGGUGAUGUAUUCAGAUCCCCAGAUAAGCCUCUACAAGUGUUACUAUGUGACUGUACUGCAGAGACAGAUGUCUGGAUCAAUGAAGAGUUGGCAAGCAGGGGUCUUACAACAUUCUGUCAACAAGAGGAAGAAGCUGCCACGCAAGAGCAGAGAUCGGAUACGGGUAAUGAUGAGUUUGAUGGCUGGGACCCUAUGGCUGAGGAGUAUCUAUCUGAGCGCAACACAUACAAGAUUGAUACAGAUGAUCCUGGUGUCGCAACUGUGGGAUAUGGUGACACGGGGCAAAAUCCGGUUUGUAAGUUCUAUGCAAGACGAGGACACUGUUACCGUGGUGACGAUUGCCCAUAUUUACAUGCUAGGAAUGACCCAGAUAUCAUCACUCGGGACAAAGUUGAAGUUACAAGAGUAUUUGAAACUUUACAUUCAGUGACACUGCCUAUGGAGGACUCUUGGGUCGUUGUUGAAAUAACGUCAAUAUUCAACCCGUGUCAUUUCUAUGUUGUCUUUCCAUUUGGGACACGGCCACUCCAAGAUAUGAUGAAAUCGAGCACAGAUGUUUCAGCUGAGAGUGGGUUCUCUGAAAGCAAUUUAAGCACCACCCCAGGAGAGACCCUGGACACCUUGAUGGAGCAGAUGAAUGAAUACUAUAACACAAAGGGGGCAAUGAGGACUAGGGGUAUGGAGGCAUAUGCUCUGGGGGAGAAUGUGGCAGUAAGGUUCACAGAGGAUAACAACUGGUAUAGGGGGAAGAUCAUUAAUACUCAGGAAGAUAAAGAUCUGGACAACAGUAAAGUAGAGGUAUUCUAUGUAGACUACGGCAAUACAGAGUGGGUGCCCGAAUCAAGAGUGAGAGAUAUCCUACCUCGGUUUAUAAGCUUUGAGUUCCAAGCCAUUGAGUGUUUCCUAGCAGGUCUAGAGCCUCUUCAAGAAAAGUGGGACACACAAGCAAGGCAGUGUUUUAAAGAGUUAGCUGAAGGGAAGACUCUCAUAGCACAUAUUAAGUCCAGUGGGUGCAAUGGAACAAUUACUCUUGAUCUCUACGACACAAGUGAAACUGAAGUGAACAUUGCCAAACAAAUGGCUGCCAGAAAAUGUGCCAUAUACAAUGAUUAUUCCUCUGGGAAAACUGUUAAGAAAAGAAAGACAAAGGAUUCUGAUGUAGAAAAACCUAUAUUCCUACCUGGAUAAUCAACUAAGGGAAUGCAUAGUGAUGGAGUGAAACUAACUCCCGUGAUCAUUUUGAAGAAGGUUGCGAGGAUGUUGAAAUCCCUGUAUUCCUCCUGAAGUUAUUUUAAGUCAACUUAAAGGAUUUGUAACGAUGAGGCAAACUUUUAGAGAUUUAUGAGAGAAUUGAGAGUGGUGUUAACUACGAGUUUCAGAGAUCUGUACAACAAUGUCCUAGAUUGGAUAUGUAUGAAAUAGAAAUCUGGUUGCAUUGGUUCCAUGAAGGAGAUCUUGGUUAUCCAUAUUUUAGUACCAGAUGUAGAUUUUCAUCAGCUAUUACAUUAGACAUUGUACAUAGAAUUAGUGUACAUUUGUAUAGUGAACAUUCCUGGUCUUUCAGUUGCAUCGAGGCUCAUUCUAUUUAGCCUGGGGGAAUGUACAGCUGUACCUUGUACCAGAGGGGGAAUAACCCCAGAGUUCAAAGAUGACAUACGCUUAUAAUGUAAAUCUGUAUUGAGAUGACAUAUAUCUCUGAUC